CACCAGCUGGGGGCGAGCAGACCUCGAACAGCAGUCGCCGCCGCCGCCGCCGCAGCCGCAGCCGCAGCCGUUGCGACCGCAGCUGCGGGGUUCCGAGGCCCCGGAGGUGGGUGACUUCCCACAUGGUGACUGAGAUGUCGUCCACCGCGGCUUUUUACCUUCUCUCCACCCUAGGAGGGUAUUUGGUGACCUCAUUCUUGUUGCUUAAAUACCCGACUUUGCUGCACCAGAGAAAGAAGCAGCGAUUCCUCAGUAAACACAUCUCUCACCGUGGAGGUGCUGGAGAAAAUUUGGAGAAUACAAUGGAAGCCUUUCAGCAUGCAGUUACAAUUGGAACUGAUAUGCUGGAAUUGGACUGCCAUAUCACAAAAGAUGAACAAGUUGUAGUAUCACAUGAUGAGAAUCUGAAGAGAUCAACUGGGGUCAAUGUAAACAUCUCUGAUCUCAAAUAUUGUGAGCUCCCAUCUUACCUUGGCAAACUGGACGUCCCAUUUCAAAGAGCGUGCCAGUGUGAAGGAAAGGAUAACCGAAUUCCAUUACUGAAGGAAGUUUUCGAUGCCUUUCCUAACACCCCCAUUAACAUCGAUAUCAAAGUCAACAACAAUGUGCUGAUUAAGAAGGUUUCAGAAUUGGUGAAGCAGUAUAAGCGAGAACACUUAACAGUGUGGGGUAAUGCCAGUUAUGAAAUUGUAGAAAAGUGCUACAAAGAGAAUUCAGAUAUUCCUAUACUCUUCAGUCUACAACGUGUUCUGCUCAUUCUUGGCCUUUUCUUCACUGGCCUCUUACCUUUUGUGCCCAUUCGAGAACAAUUUUUUGAAAUCCCAAUGCCUUCUAUCAUACUGAAGUUAAAAGAACCACAUACCAUGUCCAGAAGUCAAAAGUUUCUCAUCUGGCUUUCGGAUAUUUUAUUAAUGAGGAAAGCUUUAUUUGACCACCUUACUGCCCGAGGCAUUCAAGUGUAUGUUUGGGUAUUAAAUGAAGAACAAGAGUAUAAAAGAGCUUUCGAUUUGGGAGCAACUGGAGUGAUGACAGACUACCCAACAAAGCUUAAGGAUUUUUUACAUAAUUUUUCAGCAUAGAAAAAGGUACUCAGAAGUAUUCAAAGAAAACACAAAAAGACCUAAGAAAAAAAAUUUCACCAUAAUUUCCCUAAGAUAUUUCCAGAAUGGUAAAAGUUUUAAUCAGUUAAGUUUUUAUUACCUCAUUUUUAAACCUGUAUGAGAAUGUAGAAACUACAUAUUGUAUAUUUAUUUCAGACAAUAUUGCAUAUUUCACAUUUGUAAAUUGUUUAGAAAGAUAACUUGUUAUAAGAUAUGAGUAGAUUAUUGAUUAAGACAUCUGUAUAUGCCAGUGUGGUGGAACACUCCUGUAAUCCCAGCAGCUUGGGAGACUGAGGCAAGGAGGAUCACGAGUUUGAGGCCAGCCUCAGCAACUUAGUGAGCCCCUAAGCCAUUUAGUGAGAUGCUGUCUCAAAAUUCAAAAAAUAAAAAGUCUAAGUAAUUUUGAAAUCAAAGGCUAUUGGAUAAAUUUGUCAUUAGCUUUCACUGGAAUAACUAAUUUAGUAAAAGAAAAUUAUUGAAGGUCAUUAGAGCUGUUUUGCAUUGUCUCAUUAUUUCUAGGUAUAUCAUAAUGAAAAGGGAAAAAUACAAUGGAAAAAGAGCUUGAAAAUCAAUGUCAUAGUUAUCUGGCAAGUUAUAAAUUGUUAACAGAAGGCAGGCUCAAAGAAAUACUUUAUCAGAAACAAAAUCUGUAGACUAAUUAGAUUUCUCGGUUGCUGUUAUGGGAAUAUUGUACUUGUAGUCUUUUUCAGGUGUGUAACAAUGCUACCAUGUCUUUUUUUAUACAUUAAAAACAGACUUUUAAUUUUAAAUUAAGACAAGAUCCAAAUAAUCAUGUUUUUAUGUUUCCUCUAAAGAAAUCUAAAAUUUUCAUUUUCUGGCCUUGACUUGACUGUUUGAACCUCUAUCUAGAUUUUAAAUAAUUUCUCAAAUCCUAAUAAUCUUAUGAAACUGAUGAAAGUACAUAUCAUUGUUCUAAUACUUCUAGUAUGAACCAUCUGUUGCUGAUCCUUAAGGAUUCACUCCUGAGCUGGGUGUGUGGCUCAGAGGUAGAGCACUUGCCUAGCAUGUGCAGGACCCUGGGUUCAAUUCCUAGCAUGGAAAAAAAAUCGUUCUUCUGAGUAUGAAGUAGAAAGAGAAUGUAAUUUCCCAAAACAUUAAACAUCACUUUCUCAGCUUUUCUGAUGUGACUUCGUGUAAAUCUAUUUCUAAUCUUUUUGACUAAUUUUCAUGAUCUCAGAUUGGAAGAUAAAUAUAAUCUGGAGUAAUAAGUGUCUUUUACCUAGAUUAUGCCUCUCAUUUGGAAUUUGCCAACGAUGUAGCUAUGAAGGAUGACCAUACUCUCUCAUCUGCUCCUGGAUGACAUAAAUAUCAUUUGCUUUGUUGUUUAAACUGAAAUAAAGUUUUCCAAGAACAAAAUAAGUGUUCUUGAUUUUCUUUUUACAAUUGUAAUUCCAAAUACACUAUAGAUUUUUUGCAGACUUUAAUGAGAUGGUAUGAGUAAAUAAAUAUAGCUGAGAUUUCUCUCUAGAAUAAAGAAAAUAAAACAUGGAAACACGUUUAUGGUAAGGAAGUUAAUUCUUGGCAAUU
Sciurus carolinensis (gray squirrel) is the source of this 2648-nucleotide messenger RNA. It is a transcript of the gene Gdpd1, whose product is annotated as glycerophosphodiester phosphodiesterase domain containing 1. Gene Ontology annotation, biological process: N-acylethanolamine metabolic process; glycerophospholipid catabolic process. The record is from RefSeq and is a predicted model, not a curated record. Gene Ontology annotation, cellular component: endoplasmic reticulum membrane. Gene Ontology annotation, molecular function: phosphatidylcholine lysophospholipase A1 activity; phosphoric diester hydrolase activity. The transcript has 10 exons. Lineage: Eukaryota; Metazoa; Chordata; Mammalia; Rodentia; Sciuridae. The coding region runs from base 123 to 1079 and encodes 318 amino acids.